AUGGGAGGUGGAGAAUUAUACUACAACUAUACUACAGCUCGGGAGCGUAUUGUUACUUCUCAGACCGAUGAAUCCGAAGCUGAGUCAAGAAUUGACGAGGUAGCACUUUAUCUCGAGGCUGUCGGGGGCGAGAAGAAGAGUAAGGUAUACGGCAUCGGGUCUCAGGCAUCACAGUUUUACACUAGGUCAGCAGCUCACGCUUCUACAGCCAGCGCAGCACGACAGCCGGAGCACAGCGACUCACACUGUGAUGAUGAUAUAUGGGCUCAGCUUGCUGAUCCGCAAAGACAGAUUGCAGAGCUUAGAGCGCAUGUGAUGCGGCUGUCUGGUGAGCACCGUGCUGGUACUUCUCCCUCUGAUCUUGCUCCUGCUACAGACCGACAUGUUUCGACGUCUCAAAACAGAGACAAUUUGUAUUUGUCUCUUAUUGAGCCUUAA
Molecule: messenger RNA, 438 nt
Organism: Jatropha curcas
Lineage: Eukaryota; Viridiplantae; Streptophyta; Magnoliopsida; Malpighiales; Euphorbiaceae
Source: RefSeq, a predicted model, not a curated record